AUGCAUAGCACUCAGGUGUGUACGGUAUAGUGGUCCACGUCACAAGCUCAUGGGAUUCGCUGUCUACACAGUCUCAUGCUCUGUAGAACACACAUAAGCGUAACAUUCGUCGAACCAUACUGUAUCCGGAGUCAGCAGUAUAGUAGUUCCGUCGCACUGCCCACGCCGGCGAACGGGUUCGUUCUCGCAAGCUUCAUACCGCAGCAUUGGAUGAGCUGAAGUCAUGGGCCCUAGGAACCGUGAUACAUAACCAUGGCCCCUUCGCAGAGAGUCCCCCGAUCUAGCAGGACGAAGCCGAUUUUGGAGGUUCUUGCCCAGCCCAGCGUCAAGCGGGUCCGGCGAACACGACCGAAGCAACCUGCAGAGGGCAGCAACGCACCAGUGAAGUCGCUGCCACUCGAACUAAUAACACACAUUCUUGAGGACGUCGACUCUCCGCGCACGCUCGCUAAUGCAAGUCGUGCAUGCCGCACCCUCCAACUCGAAGCCGAGCGUCUCUUGUAUCGCAAAGUAUACGUGGGGCGGGUUCCACACGUUCGCAGUCUGCACCGGGCUCUCACGAGGUCCUCAAGACGGGCGUCCUUCGUCAACGAAUUCGAGGCUCAUGACAAUGGGCGCAUGACUCCCGUGAUUCUCCUGGUGAUGGAGAUACUCCUCAUGCUCACAAGGCUUGAGCAUCUGAAGCUCAACCUGCACACACAGGAUUCUUGGCUUUGUAACUGGAAGAUGCCACACGAUGCCCUCCCACGCCUCAAAUAUGUGCAGACAUACCACUUUUUCUUCGUGCACACCAUCUGUGCCCCUCACGCAAUCACACACCUUCAUCUUUCUUUUAAUGAGGGGGAAAACCCAGCUCUCAACGAGAUUCUUCGAGUUGUGCGGCACCAGUUGAUCAGCUUCAAGUGCGAACGAGCGUCUUCAAUGGUCCGAACUCCCGUUUGGUCCUUGAUAUCGGACACACUCGAUUGCGGGCUCAUGCCAAAAUUGAGAUAUCUCGAGGUAGAAGACAUUAGUGAUGUCAGUGUAUGCAUCUGUUUUCCAUUGCCGUCCGCAUUCACUUUGCUAAUGCUCUCCACAGUUCCUGCCGUACUCAGACGUCCGUCGCGUGCAGAUGGGCAGGAUUACAUUGCACACGGUUGUCUGGUCUGCGUUGCAUGAUCAGUUCGACUACAUGUUCCCCGGCAUCGUCGGCGUCAACUACAACGCUGCCACCAGUGACAGUCGGCUGGCCUGUAUCCGUCCCUGGGUGCAGAAGAUCCUGGAGAGUUACAGCUCCUUGCGCCGUUUCUUCUAUGUGGAGCCAAGCGAGGGGGAUAGCGGCAUAUGGUCGACCUACGUGUGGUUGUUCACGUUAUCGUCUGAUGACAGGCUUGUGGAGGAAAAGAAAGAGGCGAGGGACUUACCUGUUUGGUCGGAUAUCUGAAAGCAUGCAUGUAUCACGGGUGGCCCGUGGGCGUUGUAACUAUAGGAACAGCAUGCAUUCGCCCUGAAGUUUGUCAUGACUGAAAGCCAGCAUACUUUGUGGAUUGAUCAUCGGCGAAUAGUUGAGGC
Messenger RNA from Fomitopsis serialis, 1551 nucleotides. RefSeq lists its product as uncharacterized. Bases 253 to 1158 code for a protein of 301 amino acids. The record is from RefSeq and is a predicted model, not a curated record. Gene Ontology annotation, molecular function: protein binding. NCBI's taxonomy places the organism in Eukaryota, Fungi, Basidiomycota, Agaricomycetes, Polyporales, Fomitopsidaceae. The transcript has 2 exons.